GAAAAUGGAUUUUCUUCUUUGCGUAACACGACAAUGGGAAACUGCAGGAUGAAUUAAUCGGUGUGUUCAAGCAUGUGUUGUGCGCUUGGUGAUUAAAGAUGGUGAAAAAAAAAAAAAAAAAAGUAAAAAGAAAAUUCAAUCUACGGAUAAUAGUACGGAUUAUGGGAUGAAAUAAAAUAAUAGAAAGAAAGGCAUUAUUCGUAUUGUAAUAUGAUUAACGUAUUUUCAACAAUUUCCUUUUAGUUUGCUAUUCAUACCUAAAAUGUAAAGUCUCGAGUGUAUUUGUUCUCUCUUCAAUAUUACAUAUAUUCUACUAUUGCUUACAAAUUCUGACGAUUUACAUUUUAUUGUUGAUUAUAUAAAAGAUAACAAGGUUACAAAAAUUAUAACAAUGGCUGGGGCUGGUAUAUCAACUUCUGCAGGAAUUCCAGACUUUCGUUCUCCAACAACUGGAUUGUACGAUCACUUGGAGAAAUAUAAUUUACCAUAUCCACAAGCCAUUUCUGAGAUAGAAUUUUUCAAAAGCAAUCCCAAACCAUUUUUCGUGCUUACAAAGGAGCUACUUCCCGAAGGAUAUAAACCAACAAAAUCACACUAUUUGUUCGAAAAUGUGUGAUUCUGGCUCACACUACCAAUGUUCGAUAGCUUAUUAUGAUUUGCCGCCUGUCCUUGGGAGC
This is a messenger RNA of Ceratosolen solmsi marchali, 677 nucleotides long. Its product is annotated as NAD-dependent protein deacetylase sirtuin-2-like. Gene Ontology annotation, cellular component: nucleus. Gene Ontology annotation, molecular function: histone deacetylase activity, NAD-dependent; NAD+ binding. Bases 392 to 616 code for a protein of 74 amino acids. The record is from RefSeq and is a predicted model, not a curated record. The transcript has 2 exons. NCBI's taxonomy places the organism in Eukaryota, Metazoa, Arthropoda, Insecta, Hymenoptera, Agaonidae.